Lytechinus pictus (painted urchin) is the source of this 5738-nucleotide messenger RNA. RefSeq names its product bifunctional heparan sulfate N-deacetylase/N-sulfotransferase 1-like. Lineage: Eukaryota; Metazoa; Echinodermata; Echinoidea; Temnopleuroida; Toxopneustidae. Gene Ontology annotation, cellular component: Golgi apparatus. Gene Ontology annotation, molecular function: deacetylase activity; heparan sulfate N-sulfotransferase activity. Bases 51 to 821 code for a protein of 256 amino acids. The transcript has 5 exons. The record is from RefSeq and is a predicted model, not a curated record.
UUCUUCAUUUUUUUAAUCCAGGUACUACAGCCCUCUACACUUUCCUCCAGAUGCAUAAAGGGAUUGCCAACAAUCGGCCGAGUGAUAAAACCUUUGAAGAGGUACAAUUCUUUAAUGGAGACAAUUACUAUAAUGGACUGGAUUGGUAUCUUGACUUUUUUCCGUCCACCAAGAACCAAAGCCAUACCCACACCUUUGAGAAGAGUGCCAAUUAUUUUGAUAGUGUAUUAGCUCCCAAGAGGGUUAAAGCUCUGCUCCCGAAGGCCAAGCUGAUUGUCAUUCUUCUUGACCCGGCAAAGAGGGCGUACUCCUGGUAUCAGCACAUGAGGGCACACAAUGAUGCAACCAGUUUACAGUACUCAUUCCGCGAUGUCAUCACUGCCAAACCCGACGCUCCCAAACUACUCCGGGACCUUCAGAAACACUGCCUAGAACCAGGAAGAUACUCAACACAUCUACAAAGAUGGCUCCAGCAUUUCUCAUCCAGACAAAUGUUCCUUUUGGAUGGAGAAAUGUUGAAAACUAACCCAGCUCUUGCCAUGCUGAGGGUUCAGAAGUUUCUCAAGAUCAAACCAACCCUCAAUUAUUCCAGAUUACUCAAGUAUGAUAAAAAUAAAGGUUUUUACUGCCCGGUGGGCCCCAAGAAUAGAACGCGCUGCCUAGGGAAGGGCAAAGGUCGGAAGUAUCCCGAAAUGGACACCGAGUCGGAGGAAUUCCUUCAAGCGUUUUAUCGACAGGAUAAUCUUGUCCUCUCGUCGGUCUUGGAAAAACUCAACCAACCUGUUCCUGACUGGCUGGCUGACCAUAUCAAAGAGUUCUAGUUCACUCUUACCACCAACCUCAUGUAGUGAUCCAAUAGUGUAUUUCUCUGACUUUCAAAUGAAAGGGUUGUAGAGAAGAAGUGGUUUGGUAAUUUUAUCCCUUUGCCCAUGCUCAAGGAUUAUAAUGCGAAGUUCCCACUGCCGAUCUGACAGCUCAAUCUUAUGCUACGGUCACAAAUGCCUUUAUGAACACCGUACCAAUGAUUUUAUACCAUUUAUUGCUAUGUAUAAACACCAUUCGUUAAAUUAUUCUUAAAGGUAUUUGUGACCGUAGCGUUACCUGUUAUUUGAAAGAGCUGAAUUAGCAGUGUUCAUAAUUUGAUCAGAAUAUAGGACUCCAUGGGAGGUACAAAUAGAUGACAAAGCUACCAUAGCAAUCAUUUAUGCAAUGGAGCCCUGAUCAAGCCCAUUUUAUGGGCAAGGUUGGGCUUGCUCAGCAGCUCAUCUGUGUCAACCUACCACGGACAGCAUCAAUCUACCUUUAUCAACAUCACUAUGGUCACCUACAAAGUAUUCUGAACAUGUCAGAUAUAUUAAUUCAGUUGGGAGCUAGAUGGUUAUCAAUCACCAGGGUCCCGUAACACGAAGGUUAGCGAUUAACCGUACGCUUGAUUUUUACGAUUGAUUGUACAUUGUAGUCAAUGGAAUCAAUCGUAGAAAAAUGUUCUACUAGCAUUGCUAAGCUCUGUGUUACUGGCCCCAGAUUAGCUCGCCGAGAUAGACCAACCAGGGCCCUUUUGCGUCAAAGUUAUUAUUAUUGUCACUUUGCCAUCCAAUGGUAACUUCUAGGGUACAAUUCUUAAUAAUCGACCAAACUAACUUGAUUUUGAUCUGAUCAGGUUGUUUGAUUAGAAGUGAGAACCUAGCAUACAAGCCAUUUCUGGUGUAGAUUGGUAAUGCUUUACUUGGUGGGGAAAAAAUGGUAAAGAUUGUUGUUCCAGCACAAUAGCAGACAUCCUGUUAUUGAUCUUUCCACAAUCAAGCUGCCAAGAUUUAGUCCUGUUUCUAGGCAGUGAGAAAAUGGAACAUUUGACCACUUCUUUGAUUGAGGUGAUAAUCUUUUUAUUGUUACAGAGCAUUGAUCCAUCCCCCUUCAUCUGAGAUUUAACCAUCAUUAACAAGUUCAAAUCCAAAAGGGAGCUGGAUCAUUAUCUAGCACCCUUUUUAUACAGCAAUGCCAAUUUGUGCAUAUAAAGCCCUUUCAAAUGAACUUCAACGCCAAAUAUAACCAUUUUCACAAUAUCACUAAACUAGAGGUUGAAACUCUAAUUUUUAUACUAAAAAAAAUCAAGAUACCUUUAAUAGUCAAGAGGCUAAGUCUGUGGAAUUUAAGCCAUGAGGUACAAAGUUUGAAUCCUCCAUUGGCAUUGUUGUUCUUGUGCAAGACAUUUAUCUUCAUUUACCUCUCUCAACCCAGGUGAUGUGAGUUAGUACAUGGUAGGGGUCAUUCCUUGAAAGCAUUGAGUGCUACAUUUACCAAAGCCAGAUCCAGGUUCUUCAAAUGCUAUUACCUAUGGAAAUGUAUCUAUAGAGAUGUGAUGUGAGCUUUACAAGAAUGGACCAUGAUUUGAUUGAUAUGUUUAAUGGGAUAAUGUGCUGUUUGCUCUAUGCUCAAGUGUAAUGUCAGACAUUCUUUAAGAACAUACUUGAUUGCCGUAGCAGCCAUUUAGGCAACAGUUUCUUAAAAGAAACAAAAACAAUUUUUUUUCCUUAUGCCAACAAGCACCUUUUGUAUCUUCAUUUUCAAAGUAUGAUUACUAAAAAAAACAUUAACCCUUGCUGCAAGUGUGCACAUGUUUUAUACAUGAUUUUUUUUUAUCUAUCAGAAAUAUAUUUGAAUGUUGCAUAUUGUUUUAAAUGUGGUACCGAAGGUGUUGUACUCCUACUCAGUGAAUGUGCUCAUUUGCCAAUUUUAUCUGAAGAUAUAAGUAGAAACUCUUGGGUCCGAGUUCACAAAUGAAUGUAAAGCUAUGGGUUGGUUUGAACUCUCCCUUUUUGGCUUCUCAGCACACAUGCAUACAGACUCAGAUCAAGUAAUCUGUAUUCUUUAUUUGUACAUGGGCAAAAUGCACCCAUUAAAGUGCUUAUUUCUGAACAAAUAUGGAGAGUUUAAACCAAGCCCCCAUAGCUUAGCAAUUGAUUGUGGGGAUGAUUUUUUAACGAUUGAUUGCAUUGGUUAUUGUGUAUUAUAAUUUGUUAUAUCAGCCCUAGGGUCCAUUGCUAAAAGCUUUAUGUAACAGGGCCUGAGACAUAUUCUUAACCACCUCUUUUAUUUUGGGGUAUUAGUUACUGGCUUUAAUUAGUCGAAACCUUGUGUGAACUUGACUUGCGAACAAUAAAUCCCAAAACUUAUUUCUAAUGGAAUGUGAGCUGAAAAUUUCCUUUGAAAACCCCAUUUUUUGUAGCAGUACUAUGAAAUCACGAUAGAGGCAUCUCAGUAUUGUACAAAUGCCAGUACAUGUAUAGUGUCUUUUUUAUAUUUGAUAUUUAAUUACUAAUGCUGUCUGAGAAACUUUUCUGUGUUGUACCAAUUGAAGUCUAUUCUCUUCUGUAUGGGGAAAGUGGGAUAUAUUAUUAAUUAUUAUUAUUAUUUUUUUUUUUUUGGGGGGGGGGUGAUUUUGUUACUUUUGUUGAAUUCAGGAUAAAAUUACUACAUAUUCUACUGCUACUACUAACUACUAAAAAUAUAUAUUUUUAAAUAUUUUAAUUGUUUUUUUUUCAUUGGUUCUUGGAAUUACUAGUUUCAUUGGACCUGAACAUUAUUAAUGAAUCUUAUAACUUUUGUCAUUGAGUUACUAAAAACAGAAAUGUGGGCAAAAGUUUGAAGUUAUAACUUUUGCAGUUACUCUAAAGUCUGAGAAAUUGUGUCUUUUUAGUUGAAUCUGUGAACAAUCUGUAAAGAUACUUUGUUGAAAUUGUAAGAUAACAAUUCCUGUAGGUAUGUUUAUCUUAUUCUAUUUUUUUGUUUUUACCGGUACAUAAUAUUGUGGCAGAGCUUUGGACAAGGUCAAGUUGUAAAAAAAAGUACUCUUAGCGACAUUUAUAAGCUACUGAGAAACGGGUUUUAAUUUGUAUAAUGCAGUAAGCAGUAAUGAGAAAUAAUUUUUUUAUGGAUAGAAAGAAGAUUGUUCUGUGUUGUUAAUAAUUUCAUACUUUUGUUAGAAAUUGUUUUAAGUGUCAUGAAGGAAAUGACAUGAUGGGAGAAUUUCUUUGAAUAAUAUGAUGUGUACUAUGUGAUCAUUAUUAGUGUUAGAGCAUGAGGAAGAGAGAAAGAGAGAGAAAGGGCGGGGGGGGGUAGAGAGAGAUAGAGAAAAAAUAUAUUUCAAAUAGUGCAACUCAUGGUCUUAAUUAUGAAAUUACAUAAAGAUAAUAGCCCAUGUUCUGAAGUUGGGUUUAAUUUAAACUCGGUCUGAAGUUGUGGUUUAACUGCGGAAAGCCAAUAAAAAUAUACAAAAAUUUUAAAGCGCUAUGAAAGAAGGGGGGGAAAAGAAUACAAGAUAUCUCAGUAAUAGAACAACAAAGAAACUGAUAGUGAAAACACCAUUACGAAAACUUAAUUAUACAUACAAUUAAAGAGAUAAUCGGCGAAUAUACAACUUAAAUAUAACGGGUCAAUAAUCAUGUAUGUAAAUUUAAAUAAUCCUAAUAACUAAGAACACAAAUCGAACUUUAAAAAUCUGAACACAAUAUGAUAAUGCAAAUUAACUCAGGGGUAUAAUUUCAUAAAGAAAAAAAUAGAAGCGAAAUAUAGGAAAGUGAAACUUAUUUAAUGAGGUAAGUUUUAAGGAGGAUAAAUCUCUUAACAGUAGAGGUUCAUAGUAUCCGAUCAUUUGCCGUCUUCACUAAUAAAGAGUUAGGAAAUAGCACAAUGAACAUAAGAAACAUACAGUGUAAAAUUUUGACAUGUUUGGCUCCCCAUAAUUUUAACACAGAUUUAUACCAUGGCCUAAUUUAAUCCCAACUUCUGAAAGCGGGCCAAAAUCUUUAGAAUUUUACUUGAAAACAUGAACAUGAAAUUUUGUUCAAACAAGUAACCACAGGUUCUUUUGUUUAUAUUUAUUUAGCAAGGAUCUAUUUCAAUUUUCAUGAAACAUAACCACAUUGGUCAGAUUUUGCUUGAGAGACAUGAACUAUAAGUAAUCUACCAAAUGAGAUUACAUACAGGUGUAUUUAAUUACAUUUAUGUAUGUUAACAAAGGUUACAAAUGAGUUAAAUACAUGUACCUAUUAAAUGCCAAAUAGUUGUCAUUUUUGGUUCAAAAUUGAAUUUUCCUGUUAGGAUUGUUCACAUGUCUUUGUUAUUUGCAAAUAUGGUGAAAGUUCCAUGAUAUUGUUCACUAUGUUUGUCAUAACUAUCGACUAAUGAUUUGUUGUUGGAGAAAUGUGUUUCAUGACAUUUUCUCUGGCGACAAUUGCUCUGAUGGGAAAUCUGCGUGUUAAGCAAAACCUAAAACCUAUUAACUAAAACACUAAUUCAACCCUAAUCCUUUACAUUAUUCUGAACUAAAAAUUCUUAGAAUACAAUCCUAAUUUUAACCCUAUACCCUCUGAGAUAUUAAGAUCGGAGGAAACUGAAUGUUUGCAGGAGAACAUGUUGUCACCUGUUUUGGUACAUGGGAAUUUCUGCUUGACAUUAACUGCCAUAUUGGAUAUGUUAUGAUUUUGUGAUUUAAUAUGAACUGAAAAUAAUAAGUUAUUUUUAAAAUUAAAUCCCCUUUGAAAACUAAAAGGGCAAUGAACUCAUUAUAUAUAAUGUGACAUUUUGUUUAUAAUUAUGAUUGUGUGAUUUAGAAUGAAAAUUGAGGACAAUUAUUUGACUUAUCAGUACCAUACAAGUAUUAGAAUGUAUAUGAUUUAAAACUCUUAUUAUUAAAUGUCACAAGAUGGAUGUACAUAUAGUGCACUUUUCUAAUGAAA